AUGGAGAGCCGUCCAGACCCCAUCGCUGCCACCGAGGAUGAUUCGUCGAUAGACUCUUUCGAUAAUCGUAGUGAGGUGAGCGAUCUCGGUUCGUCGGCGUCCUCGUUGACGUCGAUAGACACGGAGAUCCUGCUUGGAGAAGUGGGAGAAGGCAGGCGGACGUAUGCCGUGUAUGGCAAAAAAGAAUAUGGCUUUCCGAUGGACGCGCAGGAGCUCGAGCGGCUGGACGUCUGCCACAUCAAGUAUUUUGCUUUAUUAGAGAAGCACCAUUUUCUCUCUCCCAUUGACGACAAGUACAAUCCGCAAAGGAUUCUGGAUCUGGGGUGUGGCACAGGUGCAUGGUGUAUUGAUGUGGCGGACAUGUUUCCGAGCGCGAUAGUGGUCGGGGUCGACAAAGCAGUAACACAGCCUGAUUUCGUGCCUCCAAACUGUUCUUUCGAGAUUGACGACAUUGAAGAAGACUGGACUUGGAAGGAUGAGACGGCCGACUUUAUAUUCGCACGCGAUCUCAUUCUCUCGAUCCGAGAUUUCCCUCGUCUAAUCGAGCAAAGCUACAAGCAUCUCAAGCCCGGAGGCUGGGCAGAGUUCCACUGCGUCACCGGCGUUUUGCACUGCGACGACGGCACCGUCGCCAACGACAGCGCCUUCCAGCGCUUCUCCGCGAUGCUGCAGGACUCGUGCAGCAAGUACGGCACGCCCGUCGACGACCCGGUACGGUGGCGGGCGCAGUUUGAGCACGCCGGCUUCGAGGACGUCGUCGAGGAGGUUUUCAAGCUGCCGUGCGGGCCGUGGGCCAAGGACGCGCGCCUGCGGCUGCUCGGCGGCUGGGAGCAAAAGAACCUGCUCAACAACCUCGAGGGCAUGGUGAUGCGGCUGUUCCAAAAGGCGCUGGGCCAGUCCGAGGAGGAGAUUACCGUGUACCUGAGCCAGCUGCGCGACGACAUACGGAACCGUGAUGUCCAUGCCUACUGGCCAUUUUACACUGUUCGCGGCAGGAAACCACUAUCUUGA
This is a messenger RNA of Akanthomyces muscarius, 1011 nucleotides long. RefSeq lists its product as uncharacterized. The record is from RefSeq and is a predicted model, not a curated record. Gene Ontology annotation, molecular function: methyltransferase activity. NCBI's taxonomy places the organism in Eukaryota, Fungi, Ascomycota, Sordariomycetes, Hypocreales, Cordycipitaceae. The transcript has 9 exons. The coding region runs from base 1 to 1011 and encodes 336 amino acids.